CAUCAGCCCUAUCACAGGAGUUGUUCAACAUAUUCUUCGUGGUCAGCAGCUGGAGGUCCCGUGUUGAGUUAUUGUUCCACUGAUCCACGCAUCACUGUCUCUGCGCACCUUCAGGACGAAGCCACAUUCAAACCGCAGAGCUCCGGGAGCUGCUGCCCGAGCGCCGAUGCCCGCUGUCCGUCACUCGGAGCUCCAGCACCGCGGCCGGUUGGACAGCGACCACGCAGCGUCCUCAGCAUCACCGCGGCUCCGCCAAUCACAGCGCAGCUCGCGGGCAGAUUAACCCACACAGCCCCGGCGCUGCCGUGUAGUAGCAGCGUCAGAAACCAGCUCGCACGUCUGAUCCUCGUGGACCCAGUCUGGGCAGAUGGAGAGGAGCUGCUGCUGCUGCUGCUGCUGCUGCUGCCUUGGUUCACGCAAGAUGUCAAGAACCGUGAAAUUCCGGAUCGCCUCUUUUACAUUCUAGUGUCUAAAGGCUGGAGUCAGCAGGGAGAUGGAUGCUUGCUCGACAAUAGGGGAAAGCACGGAUGCGAUAGUGAUGGAUGAUUCUCCAACAGAUGAGAGGGACAUCCAGGAGGCUUGUCAAAGUGCGAUACCGGCGGUUUCUCUGUGCCCUCCUGACAGCCUGUGCUCUGUCGAGGCCCCACUGACAAUCAUCCAGUCUGAGGGGGAGCUGUGUGACAGCUGCAGCAGCCUCGGCAGACCCUCUUCCUCCUGCCAGCUAUAUCAAGUCCCACAGGGUCUUCCAUCCGGCGCCUAUGACUCACCGCAGCCCCCAAAAUGCCCCAACUGCAGCCAUCACGGGCCAAUCAAGCCAAACACUUGCCACGACUGUCAUUCAAACAGGACAUGUCCCCGGGCGGAAGGAGGUGUAGUGGUGAGAGUGGGACACAGCUGUAGUUCUGCUCAUCAGAUGUCACGUCAGGGCGCGGCGAGAUGCCACUGGCUGCACGGGUCAAACGAGAGCGGGACACCGAAGCCAACGCAGCGACACAUGGUGACAGUCAGGGAAGGAGGACUCGACUGCAUCCUUAGAAAUUAUUCCCAGGUGAUAGUGGACUACCCGUUAGCAGUGUUGUUGGGUUGUGCUGUGCUGAUGCUCGGAUGCUCACUAGCCGGACUCUUCAUUGGUCCACUGCCCGACUUCUCCGACCCUCUGCAGGGUUUUGAGCCACGGGGAACAUACAUCGGAGUUCGCCAGUCCAGCUUGUCCAAGCUGCAGGAGAACACUGGCCCGGGGAAAACUCUGUCUCCUCUACCGCAGCAGCUCAGUAAAAGUUUUGGGGCGGCCGUUGACGGAGAGAGCAGCAGUGGGCAAGACGCCUCCAGACUUCGCUUCAAGAGGAUGUUAGCCAGAGACUCAUCCUCAGACACUUUCCUCUGCGAUGCUCCAGGCGAGCGCUUGGCCCAGCUGGUGUUCCGGUCAGAAAACUCAGCCAGUCUCUGGAGUCUGAAGGCCAUCCACGCCAUGUGUGAGAUGGAGCAAUACAGGAUUCGCUCCCAGGCUCAGUUCCAAGACCUGUGCCAGCAGCAUGCGAGGGUGGAGGCGGAGGGAACAUCCAGAAGCGGCUGUUGUCCGAGCUGGUCUCUGGGGAAUUACUUGGCAGUCCUCAACAAUGCCUCCUGCUGCCUCAGCCUCACCUCACACCAGGUUUCAGAGUCUCUGAACCUCCUUCGGAAGUGUGCUCUGUACUAUCACGAAGGACAUCUGGUGGAGGCCUGUGUCGACAGACCUGAACAUGGCGGCUGCUCCUCCGUCCCGUCCCGCUGCAAGCAGUCCCGCAUGGUGUUCCAGAUCCUGCACUUUCUGGUCGAUAAAGACUUCCUGGGCCCGCAGACUGUUGAAUACCAAAUCCCAACACUAAAGUACAGCCUUCUGUUCUUACCCGUCGACAAAGGGGAGCACAUGAUGGAGAUCUACAUGAACAGUCUUGAAGGCAGGGAUCUGACCUACAAUAACACGACCAUCACUGGCAUGGACUUUGGCAUCAAGCAGACACUGUUCAAGCAUUACCUUGCAAGAGAUUCAGUAUAUCCAGUCCUGGCUGUUGUGUGUCUUCUUUUUACCAUGGCUCUAUAUCUCCACUCUGUCUUCAUAGUUGCAUUAUCUGUGAUAGCAGUCACAGGCUCCCUCCUGACCUCUUAUUUCUUCUACAAAGUGGCAUUCCGCCUGACUUUCUUCCCCCUGGUCAACCUCUCUGCAGCUCUGAUUCUCUUGGGAAGUUGCUCCAAUCAGGUUUUCAUCUUUGCUGAUUUCUGGAAUCAGCAGCUGUCGCAGAACCCCCCGGCUUCCCUGGAGAAGAGAGUGCACAGAGCUUUGCAGGAAGUCGGCUAUUUGAUUUUAGCAUCCGGGCUGACCUCCAGCGCAGCAUUUUUCUCUGGCUAUCUCAGCAGCAUCACAGCAAUCAGAUGUUUCUCUGUUUAUCUCGGGACUGCCUCUUUCGUCAGCUCAAUCCUGGCGCUUGUGUGGCUGCCGUGCUCUUUUGUUUUGCGGGAGCGCUACACAGAGGCGUCCUCUGCAUCUCUAGCAGUGCAGGGAUGGAAACCAUGCUGCUCCAAAAACACCGGCGGCUUCUGGGAAACGAGCUCACGGAAGAGAUGCCUCUUCUCUCUCGGGCAAAGGCUGAGAAAAUUAAGACGAGGGCUCACGGACACUUCAAAUUUGCUAUUUCUGAAAAUAUUACCAUGUGGAGUGGUAAAGUUUAGGUACAUCUGGGUGUGCUGGUUUGCAGUGCUUGCUGCUGGGGGCACGUACAUGUCCUGCAUCGACCCAGGUAUGAAGCUGCCCACCUUAGAAAGCAAAGUCAUCAAGCUUUUCCGCUCCAAUCACCCGUUUGAGAGAUAUGACGCAGAGUAUCGCCACAUGUUUAUGUUUGAGAGACAGAGAAACGGAGAGGAUACGCCUGUAACAUUAAUGCUUGUUUGGGGAGUCAAACCAACAGAUAAUGGAGAUCACUUUGACCCUAAGAGCAACGGCUCUUUGGUGCUUGACCCAGACUUCAACAUGAGCCGACCAGAUGCUCAGAUCUGGUUAAGGGACCUGUGUGGAAGGGUCCAGAACCAAAGCUUUUAUUCCCCUCCAUCACCUGAGGAUAGCAAUAUUAUGACGGACAAUAUCUGCCUUGUGGAGCAGCUGAUACACUGGGUCUCCAUCAGACGGUGCUCAGAGAGUGACGACGCCCUUCACUUCUGCUGUAAUAACAUCCCAUUCCCUUACACCCCUGGCGUUUUUGAGAACUGCCUUAGUAUGAUGCUGGCAGAGAGGUAUGCUGAGGGCCAUCUGGCCCACAGCGGAGGCCUGUACUUCCAGACAGAUGGCAGGGUUGCUGCCCUCGUGUUGGCAUUCAAAACCACAUACCUCUACAGCUUCAACUAUAGCACGACCAGUGCUUUUUACAGAGAGAUCCUGACAUGGUUCAACAGAGAAAUAUCAGGAGCACCACAAGGGCUGGAGAAUGUCUGGUUCAUCAGUCAGCUGUCUCUUUUUGAUCUACAACAGUCCUUGAGCUCAGAGACUCUGGUAGUAGCUGGCUUCUCAGUAGCUCUCACUUUUAUUAUGCUCUUUCUAACCACCUGGAAUAUCCCACUGAGCAUAUACGGGACUGUAGCUGUAGGAGGCAGUGUGUUUGUCACAGUAGGCCUGCUGGUUCUUCUUGAAUGGCAGCUGAGCGGCAUCGAGGCUCUGUUCAUAUCAUCAGCGGCAGGACUGUCUGUUGAUUUUAUAGCAGACUAUUGCAUAUCAUACAGCUUGGCUCCACAUUCAGACAAAAUUGGUAGAGUGGCACACUCCACCAAACGGAUGGGACGCCCUGUAGCGAUAGUUUCUGGUACAUUUUUCUCCAUGGGGAUCAUUAUGUUACCUGCCACAGCCUUGCUGUUCAGAAAACUGGGCAUUUUCCUGUUUUUGGUGAAAUGUGUAGCAUGUGGAUUUGCAACUUUCUUCCUUCAGUCCCUGUGCUGCUUCUUUGGACCCAAGAAAAACUGUGGAAAGAUCGCGCUGCCAUGUUUUUCAGAUCAGCCUGAUGGUGUGCUGCCCUCUUGCUCAGCAGCAGACCCUGGUUCCUCCUCGGCUGCUAACGGGGCCUUUGGCAGAUCCAGAGUGAGGAGGAGUUAUGACAAAGAAGCAGGUGGCUAUCUUUACCCCAACCACCAACGUCAGCACAGGCAGAAACAGACUGGAGGAGGUGGAAGAGGUCCUGAGCAGUACGAGCUGCAGCCGCUGGCUUAUCGGCUGAGCGACAGCUUUGAAAACAGCACCUGCACCAGUAAACUGUCCAACCGGCCCUCUGUGCUCUCAGAUGAGAUUGAAUAUUGUGGGAGAGACAUGGGAAGAAAUAGCAUGGAUGUGGAGAAUGACGAGAUGUGCAGUCAUCAACCACCUCCAGCCCUCCAGACUUCCUCUCCUUACAAAGAAAACACCCUGCGGCCUGUAGGGCCAGCACAAGAGGACCUCACUAAGGACAAGCUGCUGUGUAAGACAUGCAGAGGUCAGUCUGGUGGGGUGACACACUGGACCAAUACAUCCUUCUCCUCAUCGUCAAGCCUACAGGAGACUAUAAUCAGCCACACACUGGAGACCACUGACCAGCCAUCUCUCUGCAAAGACGGACAAACCUCAGAGGAGUAUCUCCACCACCGCUCCCACAAAGGGCACCUCUCCUCCCAGUCCCAGAGCUCCUGCGAGGGACUGGAGGAUUCCUGUGAAACGUGCCUCAGCGACAUCGAGCCUGGGCCUUCAAACACGCAGCAACACGAAGGGGAAGGAGAGGCUCCGUUACAACCAGGAUACCUAAACGGGAGGAGAGACACGCUUCGUCUCUCACUGAAAGAAACUGUUUACAAGACUUGUAAUAAGGGCCGUACGAGUCAGAGUGAAGAAGCGGUUAUCUUACCCAACAGCAAGCCAGACUUACCAGAUGUUUGGAUAAAGAGAGAUGGACAACGGGAGGAUACCUGUUGAGCAAAUAUGGAGGCAUCCUUGCAAACACUGUGUUUUAAAUGCUCUGAAUUUAUAAAGGGAGGAACAUACGAGCAUAAGAAAUGGAGCAUUGUUACUUUUGUAUGACACUCGAAGGAAGUAUAAGCCAAGUUUGUGUUACAAAUGAGGUCAAAGUAUGAGGGUCAAAUCAAAGCAUGAGUUUUUGGAAAGGCAUAAGAUCUUUUGUGCAUCAGUUUUACACCAAUAUCAAUCUUGCAGAAAAAACAACAACAUUAAGUACUGCACCUGCUGCUGCAGAAUUUACUUUGUGCCUGGAACUUUUUAACAUCUGCAUCUGUACUGGUUCCAGCUGAUGGCCUUUUCCCAUGCUGGAAUUGACCUAAAUGAGCCUAUACAUUCAUGGAUUUAACAAUAUCAAAAAGGUUAAUGUGAGAUAUACAGAGAAAGAGCUGCGUUACCAGUGCAUACUAUAUAUUUGCAAGAAUUGAUCGUUAUCACAUCUAAAGUAGCAAACAAUUGUCACUUAAUUACAGUCAGUUACUUUUGCACAUUGUGACAAUAAUAUGUACAGAUCAUCCUUGGUUACCAUGCCUGGGAAAAUCAGAAACCUGUCCUUUGUGGUGUCAUGUUUGCAUUUAAUGUUACACUGUCUUGAAGAGUCAUGCUGUUUGUUCCAAUGUCUGUGCCAAAAAAAAGUUUUUUUAGUUAACUGAUUCUAAAAAGGCAACAAUAGUUUCUAAUAGGGAUAUAAUACUAUAUUGUGGUUUUAUAUGGAUUAAGGUGUAUACAUUUUUGUUUAUUUAGCCUUUGUAAAGAAGCAGCGGUGGGCCUUGGGCAGCACUGUUAAGGGACGUUUAUCAAUUAAAACAGAAUGCCUUUAUCUGCAUCCCAUAGCUGAGAGGUCACAUCACGCGAGUCUCAAUGCCAUUGAAAUAACAGUAUUUAUGACAUGAACAGCAUGAGGAAAUUGUCUAUCAACAAGUUGUUUUAGAAGCUGAAGCCGCUAAAAAUAUAUGUGAUAUGUGCAAAGGGUGUGUCUUAAAAAAAAUUGUCUAUUGUACUAAAUAUGAUGUUAAUUAUAAAACAAAGAGGUGCUGGAGGUGUAGUGUUGUUCCUGGAGCUUUGACAAGAAAAUAUUUAUAUGAAAUGUGCCUGUGAGCUUUUGACAUCUCAUGAUGACAAUUCUUUCAGUGAGCCUUCACUUUGACACCACUCGGCAGAAUAAUCUGCCUUUGAGACAAAUGAUGUCAAUCACAGAGGAAAUUAGAAAAACGUUACCACCACUGUUACUUACAGCUGUUUAUGAUGUUCAUUUUUCACAAAGCUAGAAUAAAAUUAAAAACAUGUUUUUUCCUGCA
Molecule: messenger RNA, 6297 nt
Organism: Scophthalmus maximus (turbot)
Lineage: Eukaryota; Metazoa; Chordata; Actinopteri; Pleuronectiformes; Scophthalmidae
Gene: disp2
Product: dispatched homolog 2 (Drosophila)
Exons: 10
Coding region: 494-4960 (1488 amino acids)
Source: RefSeq, a predicted model, not a curated record